CACUCGUCAAUGCGCAGGCGCCCAGCUUAGUUGGUCUUCUUGUCCUGUAAACAGAGGGGCUUGCCGCUGUGGGGUUCUGCUUCCGGGUCACCCUUGACUGCGGCUUUCCACACCCCGCUCAGCCUAGCAAUUCGGCAGUUUGGAGCAUGUGAACACCUUGAACCUUGAUGAGUUCCAGUAUGUGGUAUAUUAUGCAGAGCAUUCAGAGCAAAUACUCUCUUUCGGAGCGCUUAAUCCGAACAAUUGCUGCCAUCCGUUCCUUCCCACAUGAUAAUGUAGAGGACCUCAUCAGAGGGGGAGCAGAUGUGAACUGCACCCAUGGCACUCUGAAGCCCUUGCACUGUGCCUGUAUGGUGUCAGAUGCUGACUGUGUGGAGUUACUUCUGGAAAAAGGAGCCGAGGUGAAUGCCCUGGAUGGGUAUAACCGAACAGCCCUCCACUAUGCAGCAGAGAAAGAUGAGGCUUGUGUGGAGGUCCUACUGGAGUAUGGUGCAAACCCCAAUGCUUUGGAUGGCAACAGAGAUACCCCACUUCACUGGGCAGCCUUUAAGAACAAUGCUGAGUGUGUGCGGGCUCUCCUAGAGAGUGGGGCUUCUGUCAAUGCCCUGGAUUACAACAAUGAUACACCACUCAGCUGGGCUGCCAUGAAGGGAAAUCUUGAGAGUGUCAGCAUCCUUCUGGAUUAUGGCGCAGAGGUCAGAGUCAUCAACCUAAUAGGCCAGACACCCAUCUCCCGCCUGGUGGCUCUGCUAGUCAGGGGACUUGGAACAGAGAAAGAGGACUCUUGCUUUGAGCUUCUCCACAGAGCCGUUGGACAUUUUGAAUUGAGGAAAAAUGGUACCAUGCCACGGGAGGUGGCCAGAGAUCAGCAGCUGUGUGAAAAACUGACUGUUCUGUGCUCAGCCCCAGGAACUCUAAAAACACUUGCUCGCUAUGCUGUGCGCCAUAGCCUGGGACUCCAGUAUCUGCCAGAUGCAGUGAAGGGCCUUCCACUGCCAGCUUCCUUGAAAGAAUACCUGUUACUUUUAGAAUAGCCCAGAGAAGAUGUUUGCAUCAUCAUGCAGGCCACUCUGGGUGAGGUUGUACCUGCAGUACACUUUGUCACAGAAAACAGAAAAACAGUUGUUCCUGUUGUGUGGUUUAUAGAUUUCAAAGCAACAUGUCACAAUGGUAACCUCCAUACCACUUCCCCUCCCCAAACCAAACAGCCAAACAAAAAGAAUCCCUUACUUUUAUUUUCUGUUUAUUGCUUACUUGCCUUUUUAUAUUGCCCUUUGCAAAAGAAGAGGUCUCCCUCAAUCCUCCCCUUAGGAAAGGAGUCAGCAGUGCAACUAAAUUUCUCUAGGAAGAUGGAAAGUACUUAGAGAAUAUGUGUGUGGUUUUCCUUUGGGGACAUGGUUAAUGGUCCAGAAAAAUUCCCUCUAGAAAGCAUUUUAGGUCGAGUGCAGUGGCUCAUGCCUGUAAUCAAUCCCAACGUUUUGGGAGGCCGAGGUGGGCAGAUCACCUGAGGUCAGGAGUUUGAGACCAGCCUGACCAAUAUGAUGAAACCCCGUCUCUACUAAAAAUACAAAAACUAGCUGGGCGUGGUGACAGACGCCUGUAAUCCCAGCUACUCGGGAGGCUGAGACAGGAGAAUCACUUGAACCCAGGAGGCAGAGGCUGCAGUGAGCUGAGAUUGUGCCAUUGCACUCUAGCCUAGGCAACAAGAGUGAAACUCCAUCUCAAAAAAAAAAAAAAAAAAAAAAUCUGUGAAGUUUAAGAAAAAUCACAAAUUCAGCUAACACAAUUGCAUCCCAAAGAUGAAGAUACUGUAACCUCAAAUGGUGCAAAUUCAGAACUGGGCUAGAUGACAUCCCUAGUGUGCCAUGUCCUUGGGCAUUUGGAAGGGACUGACCUCUUUCCCCUCAUCAAAGGAAACAGCAGACUUUGCCUCUUUCUCAUGGUUGUGCCCAAGGGCCACAGUAGCUCUGAAAUAACAUAGCUCUAAUAACAGUAAUACAUAGCUGUAUUACUACUGUUUCAGAGAUUAUCUUGCUGCUUUCCUUAUAGAAGAGAAAGCAGGUUCUAAGCAGUCCUGAGAACUUAGCUUCUAAUGCAGCUCUUUCUCUUCUUGAGAGCCAGUCUGUUCUAAAGGGCUUUGCAGGCAGUUCCUACACCUAUGGUGUUUGUUCCAGCAAGGAAGAGUUAUGGGCUGGGCUGCCUUUUCCCAUGGGUCUUCAUUCCCAAUGGAAAGUUCACUCUGCUUGCAGUUUGGAGUUACUUUUCUUUCAGCUGUUUUGGAAACUUUGCUUUUUACUGAUUUAUACAAUACAUUGGUGAGAAGGUAGAGUUGGGAUGGGGGUGGAAAAAGCAUAGAAGAGCUUCUUUUGUGAUGGUCCAUCUACCCAAAAGAGAUCUGCUUUAGUGAACAAUACUCUGUCAUUUCAUGUUGCUAUACUAGAUCAAGUUGUUACUGAUUUUAGAUGACUUAUAUGCAAACUUGAAAAACUUUUUUUUAAAAGUUGAUUGGGAACUACAAUGAAUGGAAUCUACUGACACAGCUAAUUGGAAAACAGAUGUCUGCUUUUGUCCUAUUACUACUGGUGUUUAAAAAACACCAUUUAAAAAAUAAAGAAUAAAUAGUUCUAAAAGCAA
This is a messenger RNA of Sapajus apella (tufted capuchin), 2634 nucleotides long. It is a transcript of the gene ASB8, whose product is annotated as ankyrin repeat and SOCS box containing 8. Gene Ontology annotation, biological process: intracellular signal transduction. The transcript has 4 exons. The record is from RefSeq and is a predicted model, not a curated record. The coding region runs from base 168 to 1034 and encodes 288 amino acids. Gene Ontology annotation, molecular function: protein binding. NCBI's taxonomy places the organism in Eukaryota, Metazoa, Chordata, Mammalia, Primates, Cebidae.